CACGCUUUAAAUCCGCGUGAAAAAUUUCAUACAAUCGAAAUUGAUAAACCCCUCGUCGUAUCACGCUCUUGUGGAACGUCUGUACGAUGUAACGGUAAUGCUAACGAGUACGAGGGCUGUGCACGGAUCGGCGGUGCAGGUCAAUGCAAGAAGCGCAAUGUGCAUAGGCCGCGACGGGGUAGUUGCACAAAGGUCCGACACUCCUGGUGAAGUGUGGAAAGCGCGGUGCAUGCAUAUUCAACGCGCGGGCCGCAAGAGUGGGAUGCGUGUGUGUGUAUGUGUGCGUGUGUGCGCGUGUGCGCCUAUCGUAGUGAUAGGAAUAAUAAAAAUUCGAGGGUUGAAAUUAUUUAGAUUUAUGCCCGCUCUCUUGUCGUCGUGCCGCCGCGCCGGUGACGAGGCGCGAUUCGAUUCCGGGGAACAAAUUUCAUGCAUUAUUCAAGACCCCGGGCCGGCGAUGCAACCACCCCGGUCGCAAUGGAAGCGAUCCUUUCGGGGAAAAAAAAAGUCGUUUUUAAUCUCUCGUCGCGCCCCAAUAACGCGUGUGUGCGUCUCUCGUCGGCCCUCGACCCUUUAAGGAACGGAAAACAGCCCGCUUUGCGCGGAUGUGUGCGAUCGAGCGUACGGGAUGUUCCAAGAGGAACGCAUAAACGUUUUUCGAAGCUUGAGUAAAUCUCGAAAGGUCCUCUGCUUCCGACGUCAAUGUAUUUCGCGAAUUAUUUUUAGCUUCUUACUCACAAUCGGCGCUAUCACCUGUUGACGUAUUACGUUUCUUCUUAAUGCUUCACGCUGCAAACGACGGCGCUCGUAAUUAGCGCAUUCUCCAAACCGAUUCUUCCCGUGCGGAAUUAUUUAUGAGCGGGAUAGAGAUUCGACAUCGGAGAUACGUCAUCGGCGGUAUUUGUGCGAACGGGACCAUUUUAAUCCCACCCACGCAAGAACGUCAUUCCCUUUGCCAUACGCGUUUAAUUAAUUGAUCCCACACGCGCCGACCUGUAAUCGUCUUACCGCGGAUUAACGAGUCCGUGCAUCUGCCGUGGCGCUGAAAACUUUCGCUCCAUUAUCUUCGCGGACUGUCCGUGCGUCGGAUCUGCGAGCCGAAGGCCAUGGAGAACGCUAUUCUCUUUGUGAUCGCCGUCUCCAUCGCGGGCUGCGCCGACGGCAGGGUUUAUUACCUGGAGAAUUUCGACGGCGCGCGAAGCAACGACGCGAUCUAUCCGAUCGCGGAGCAGCAGGCCUCUCGCGAUCUCAAUCUGGCCUUCUCCGCCGGGGAUCCCGCCGACAACUUCGUAUCUCCGACUAAGAAGGUAUACACUGUCGUUGCACCGGAAAAGCCGUAUCUCGAGUUAAGCAGGGACGCGGAUCGACCAUUCGCGUACUACAGAUUAGCCGAGCCGGCUGCCAGAAGAAGCAGCUUCGACGACGUCGUUCUCGUUCCGCAAGGAGGCCGGAAAUUGAUGAAGCUGAACAACAAGGGCGAAGUGAUCUUGGAGCUUCGCGUAAUAGCUAAUCACGACAGCUCGUCGUGAGAUUCGCGCGUUAAAAUUAAUGAGGUUCUUUCCGCUUGAUUCGCGAAGAAGCGAGCUGGUAAAGAUCGAGCGAGAUGUCAUACAGUUAAAUCGCUUUUAUUACAUUCAAUUUACAACAAUGGGUACUUCUAUCGAUACAUAUAGAUACAUCGGAAUGUUAUUAUAAUAUUUACAGUGCAUAUCACAUAUUGAAUUCGGAUCGGAGCCGUUCCACUCCGAUGAGGUCUUUUCACGACCUUUCAAUUUUCACUAAGAAAAUUAUUCGUAACUGUCUGAUUGCUGUACAGAAGAAUUAAGUUAGUGAAGACAAUACUAUUCUGGAAGUGCAUUUAAAAUUGUAAAAAAAAAAAACACGAUAAAAUUUUAUAAAUAUCCGAGAAAUCUUUGUGUGCAAUACGGAAGUCUUUUACACCGGUGAGAAAUACAUAUUUCUGCAAAAAUAAUAUCGAAUAAGCAACGAAUAUUCUCGAUAUCCUCGAACGAAGACAUAUCGCACAUUGUAGAAAAAGAAGAUCCGGUCUCGUGCAAUUAGGUGACUCCUGCUUUGUCGGAGGUGCUAUAUUAUGGCGAAGAAUGCGAUCGCGAAGUGCAAUUUUGGAGGUGUUAUACGGGAGAAUGCGAAUAACGACGCUACGACUA
Messenger RNA from Linepithema humile (Argentine ant), 2165 nucleotides. RefSeq lists its product as uncharacterized. Lineage: Eukaryota; Metazoa; Arthropoda; Insecta; Hymenoptera; Formicidae. The record is from RefSeq and is a predicted model, not a curated record.